This is a messenger RNA of Pieris brassicae (large cabbage white), 1557 nucleotides long. RefSeq names its product lipase 3-like. Gene Ontology annotation, molecular function: hydrolase activity, acting on ester bonds. The record is from RefSeq and is a predicted model, not a curated record. The transcript has 5 exons. NCBI's taxonomy places the organism in Eukaryota, Metazoa, Arthropoda, Insecta, Lepidoptera, Pieridae. The coding region runs from base 60 to 1151 and encodes 363 amino acids. Gene Ontology annotation, biological process: lipid metabolic process.
UUUGCUUUGUAAAUAUAUGGACUAUUUUGAAAUUAUAGAUAAUUGUUUAAAUAGCAAAAAUGUGGUUAAAGACAUUUCUUACUAUCGUAGUGCUAAUUUCCGUUGAAGCGAAUAAUGUUUGUGACAUUAACUCUAAGGUCUUAAAAGCUGGAUAUCCAUUUGAGAAAUAUGACUUGGUUACUGAGGAUGGGUAUAUUUUGGAGGUUUACAGAAUACCAUAUGGUAAAAAUGAAACUCAGGGGCACAGACCAGUGGUAUUUAUGAUGCAUGGACUACUUUCUUCUGCUAGUUCGUUUGUUGAAUUAGGACCUAACUAUGCUAUGGCAUAUAACUUAGCUGAUGCCGGCUUCGACAUAUGGUUAGGGAACGCACGUGGCGUUUGCAACUCCAGACGUCACAUCACCCUGGACCCUGAUGACAACAACCAAAAGGCUGAAUUCUUCAAAUUUUCCUGGGAAGAAAUCGCUCUAUACGACCUCCCACUUCUACUCGAUUUCGCUUUGAAAACAUCUGGACAGGAAAAGCUUCACUACAUUGGUCAUUCUCAGGGUGGAGCCACUUUUCUGGUCCUGAACUCUAUGAGGCGUGAAUAUAAUGAGAAAAUCGAAUCAGCUCAUUUGAUAGCUGGCGUCGGAUAUAAACGCAACUUUCCAAAUCUUCUAUUAAGUAGUUUUGCUACUUACACCAGUGUGUUGUAUGACUUUGUAAGAACUUUAGGUCUUCAUGAGCUCAAAUAUGAAUGGAUAGCAUCCGAUAACGAGAAACCAGCAGAAAUUGGAGAGUACAAAGUAUCAUUGCGAGACUUGGGAACGUCAGCAUCACUAAAGCAACUAUCACACUUCGGGCAGAACGUAAGAGACAAAACCUUUAGAAGAUGGGAUUAUUCUUUACUAGAGAACUUUUUUCACUACGGCUCACCAUCUCCACCUGAAUACAAUUUGAGAAGAGUGAACGUAGAUAUUACGAUGCAUUACACGAUCGCUGAUUCGUUGUUAGACGAAAGGGAUGUUUUAGCUAUGGUUAAUGACCUUCCGAAUGCCAAAGCGCGUAAAAUACCCAAAGACAACUUUUCGCAUUAUGACUUUGUUCAAUCGUCAUUUGUCAAACCGUUGGUCACAGAUUAUAUUAUAAGCGACUUGAAAAGUCGAUAAAGGCAAAAUAUAUGUUAAUAACAGUUCUUUAAAUAUUUUUGGGAUCAGAUUGCGUCUCUAAAAUGCGAGCAUCCGCUCAAGUAAGGUUAAGUAACUUCAAUAGUGAUUUCGUACGAUUUCAACUUAGGUAAAAUAGGUCAUAGGCUUUAAAUACAAAUGUCUGGCUCUAAUUAACCAAUUGGGACAAAUAUUGAUGUGCUGUUGAUGUUGCAGAAUAGACUUGCUGCUUCAAUCUAUUUAGUUUAGUAAUAUUUGUUGGCGUCAUUUAGGUAACUUGGCAAGGUUUUGCGGGAAAAAAAAACUACCUCUCACGAUUCUCGCUUAUUAUUAACACAUUAUGAUUCAUACUAUGUUGUAUUACACUGCUAUAAAAAAUAGAAAAUCAAUCAUAUAUAUAUAGGUAUAG